CAGUUGAAAGUUUGGCACUGAGCAUUUCUUACGACAACUACCAAAAUGGCCAACAAAUUCGUUUGCAGUUUAUUGCUGUUGAUCGCGGCUACAGGCGCCCAAGCUGAUGGAAUUGUAGGUGGUACAGCUUCCUCUAUUAGCGCUCACCCGUACCUCGUAAGCUUACAGCUAGCCGAUGGAACCAUCGUCUGUGGUGGUGCUUUAAUCAAUUCCAAAGUCGUUGUCACUGCCGCCUCCUGUUUGGCUAAUUACGAUGUUAGCGAAUUUGUCGUUGGUGUCAACAAUGGUGCCCAGACCGUUAAAAUCUCUAGAUCUAACUACUAUAAACAAUACGAUAUUGAAACCAAUGAGAAUGACAUCGGUAUCGUGAAGUUGGCCGAAGCCGUAAGUGUUAGCAGCUACCUUGCAUUGGGAAGCAGCUUACCUUCAAGUGGUGUACUCGUCGGUUGGGAUGCAAACAACGCAGUGGUAGAAGCAGCUGAAACUAUCACCAGCGCCAAGAAAUGCGUUACUCAAGGCUACAAAUACGAAGACGGUGAUCUUUACAAUUCACAGUUCUGCGGUCGGGCUGCGAACGACGCUUGUGGUGAAUUGCCUGGAAGUCCUUUGGUGGCUGACAAUAAGUUGCUUGGUGUUGUAUCCUGGGGUUAUGGUUGUGCCAACAAAGACAGCCCAGCUAUUUACUCCAACAUUCCAGUCUUGAAAUUGUGGCUCGAAAGUGUUUUGUAAAAAGUACUU
Messenger RNA from Rhagoletis pomonella (apple maggot), 738 nucleotides. RefSeq names its product trypsin theta-like. Gene Ontology annotation, biological process: proteolysis. Gene Ontology annotation, molecular function: serine-type endopeptidase activity. NCBI's taxonomy places the organism in Eukaryota, Metazoa, Arthropoda, Insecta, Diptera, Tephritidae. The transcript has a single exon. Bases 46 to 729 code for a protein of 227 amino acids. The record is from RefSeq and is a predicted model, not a curated record.